Clarias gariepinus (North African catfish) is the source of this 1051-nucleotide messenger RNA. It is a transcript of the gene timm22, whose product is annotated as translocase of inner mitochondrial membrane 22 homolog (yeast). The coding region runs from base 33 to 626 and encodes 197 amino acids. NCBI's taxonomy places the organism in Eukaryota, Metazoa, Chordata, Actinopteri, Siluriformes, Clariidae. The record is from RefSeq and is a predicted model, not a curated record. Gene Ontology annotation, cellular component: TIM22 mitochondrial import inner membrane insertion complex. Gene Ontology annotation, biological process: protein insertion into mitochondrial inner membrane. The transcript has 4 exons. Gene Ontology annotation, molecular function: transmembrane protein transporter activity.
AUUUACCAGGCUGUGAAACGCACACCUUCGUCAUGGCGGCGCCCGUGAAGAGCAGCGAUGUCUCAGUACCGAGCGUUUCAGCUCAGUCCACAGGCAAAAAUGCUCAUCUACAGUACAGUGUUCUCCUGGAACAUCUCAUCGGUGACAAGAGACAAAUCAAAGACCUGAACCCCGGCGUUAUGGGCGGUUUACCGACUCCGCACAAGACGAAGGAGCAGAAGAUGAUAGAACGCGGGAUGGAGAGCUGCGCUUUUAAAGCGACGCUGGCGUGUGUCGGAGGUUUUGUGCUAGGAGGUGCCUUUGGAGUCUUCACAGCUGGCAUCGACACCAAUGUUGGGUUUGAUCCUAAAGACCCACUAAAGACCCCCACAGCGAGAGAAGUGCUAAGAGACAUGGGUCAGAGAGGAAUGUCCUACGCUAAAAACUUUGCUAUAGUUGGGGCAAUGUUCUCAUGUACAGAGUGCAUUAUAGAAUCACAUCGCGGUAAAUCAGACUGGAAAAACGCAGUGUACAGCGGCUGCAUUACUGGAGGUGCGAUUGGAUUCAGAGCUGGCCUGAAAGCUGGGGUUUUGGGCUGUGGUGGUUUUGCUGCUUUCUCCGCUGCUAUAGAGUAUUACCUUAGAUGAUCGUCUGCUCCAGAUCUUUCCGAGUUGGAUGGGCUCUAGACAAGAACCAAGAGCAGAACCUGAGACUUUUUUUUUUGACAACCUUGUCAAAUGAUUUUUGAAAUUGUUCUCAUGGAGAAUCUAUUCAGUGUCCGAACCUGCGUAAACGUGUUAUGUGAUUUCCGAGUGUCCUGCAGGGGUCAGUGUAGACGUUUCAGCUUCAGUUUAACUUUUGAAUGCUGAAAGGAGAGCUUCAGACCAGCGUAUACUUUUCCUUAUGUUUUCCACCAGGAUUUCUUCAAGAAAAAACAUAAUGAAGCUGGGAAGGUCAUGACUGAUGAUGCCUGUCAGUGAAUGUUUAAUAAUGUGUAAAAUGAGGGUAUUUUGGCCUUAUAGAAGUUAAUGUAUAUAAUCUUACAACUAGUAAAUUAAAUCUGAAAACCUAA